GUCAAUGGGUGAUCAAGAAGGCCUAUGGCCUAGGUUGGAGACCUCCAUUGCACUACGGAGGGGCUCCCGCCUAAGGUCGGCCCAAGUGGUCGAGCCUACGUCAUAAUUUGUGGCAGUGGGGGCCUGCGUUCGCGCGGCCCCUGUACAAUUCUAUCAGUUCAAUCUUUUGUUUUUCGGCAAUCUCCGCCGGAUCUUUUAUGUCUUCUGGCGAUCUGUAAUCGUCCGUUAAGGAUGUGAAAAAUUUCUAUUGAACAUCUUACGUGUUUUGGUUGAUUAUUCAUUGUUAGCGUUUUGAUAUGUUCCCUCAAAUUGUUCAAGUUUUUGUUUGGCAGAUUUUUCUUUGUGGUAUUCCGUCGAGUUCAAAUAUGCAUCUCGAAUUAAUAAUGGAUUGUAGAAAUUGGGGAUGUGACGCGCCUUUCACAAUUGGAUCUGGUAGGUUUCUUGAACCUGUUAAAUUACUAAUGCUAUGUUGUUACAGUUUCAUAGGUAGUAAAAACUAUACGAGUAACGUUGUUUGUUCGUUUAUUAAUGUUAUGCCAAUUCGCAGAAACUGAAGACGAUUGAUGCAGUGAUAAUGAUCUUUGUGGAAACCUUUGCAAGCCAUGGAAAGGAGAAUUCAUCAUGGAAAACCUGCAGAUGUCGGAAGGAUUUUUGUUCUAGUUCCUCUAAGCUGCUCAGGAAAUCAGCUUCGACAUAUGGACUUAGCUAACAAACAAUUCUGCAGACCACUUGGCAUUUCAAAUACGAUUGAUCACCCAAACAGAUGAUGUGAUAUUUCUCUGUAGCAUCUGGAAAUUAACAGUUCCGUUGUCAUCAAUCAUAAUGAAGCAACCUUUCAAAUUCAUGUAAAGAUCUUGUAGCUUUUUCAGAGGGGUCGGAUCCUUGGAUUGUGCUGGAGGACCAGAACGAGACAACUCCUGUAUUAAAUGCCUAAAACAUGUACCGGGCAUGCCUAUUUCCUCUUUGUCUCCCAAGUAAUACGGUGCUGAAAGUUAUUUAUGGUCAUCCUUGGGGUGUGAAGAAUGCAACGAUUUUAUGAUUCUUACAAGAGAGUACUUGAUUUGAUCCAACAUAUAGCAAAUUUAGAGUUUGGAACCUAUAACUUGUUUAAAUCCUAUGCUCCAAUGGUUGAAUUUGAUGGGGCACUUUUUUGUUUUGCAGAAUUUACAUGCCAUGACUUCAGAAUUAUUAAGUCAUUGCCUACUUGUGUAUGUAUAUUUACUUGUAUUGCGUAGAGCAUGGAAAUGAUCUGACAAGGUUGUGGAUACACUUGCAUGGUUACAUGUAUGUUGGUUCGCUUCUAGUAACAAUCCACAAGAUGUGUCAUGAGAGCCCUAAGGAUAAAAACACUUUACCUUGGAUUUGGUGUUGCUAUUGGUGGCUAUUGAUGAUACAAGGCCAAUUUGUUGUCAUUGUAUUAGCAUCCUCAACAGCUCCGAAGCAAACCAUAAACAGUGCUUAUAUUUAAAUUUGUAGUAUUGGGAAGUUAUUUGAAGAACGAAAUUGGUUCAUGUUAAUAAGUUGCUACAUUCACAUGCAUCUGGUGGAUUGUUUUGGCCAGUCCUUCAUGAUUCUGUGAACGUAAUUGUCUCUCUUGUCCUGAUGCAUGCCUUAGCAAUAAGAAUAGUUGCGAUAACAAGCUUUCUUGAGCAACCACUUCCUCCUCCAGUUCUCACACUUCUUUGAACAUACAUCAGCAAUAUAAGCAAUUUUCAUCCGUUUGUCCAGCCUAUUCUGCUGAGAUAUGCAACUUCAUCAGAAGUACUGAUGUACCAAACUUUGAAUAUAAUGGCUUGAAUGGAAGAAAAGAACUUCCUCUCAUUACAGCAAAGGUUGGUAGUCCAUAAAGUAUAAGAACAAUCACAAGUAUGUUUCUUCAUAUAAAUAGAUUAUAGAUGUAUAUCCCAGCGAGGAUAAAUGAAUAUGCAAUAAUUGGUUGAAUAGAUUUCCAUAAAUAACCUAUGAGGCUCCUUCUGAAAAAAUGCACGAGAAGAUUGAGUAGAGGCUUUGUCUCCACCCCUUGCAAAGGCAGGGAAUCAUGGUGCAUCAGGGUGGCUCUGUUUUGCAUAUACCUGCAUAGAAAUAGGGUACUGUUAUCUGUAAAGCUAAACCAACAGUAUUCCUUAUCUACUUUGUGGGUGUGGCUAACUCUUCAUGAGGUCAUUACAUGAUGUUCUAAGGUAAAGGGACACCAUUUAUGUUCCAACACCUUUUGACACAAAAAUUAAAAUUUUGUACCUAGUAUUAGCAUAGGCCUUAUUGGGUGGGAUAUACUAGGCUCGUUUGGUUUGGUUUGGUUUGGUUUGGUUUACUAGCAUAGGCCUAAUGCCGACACAUUACAUGCAUAUCUCCUCUGUUGAUCUUUACCAAUUUAAAACAAACUGUCAUCAGUAACCUGUCAUCUGGACUUCUAACUGCUGCUUACCAACUACUUCAAUCAAAUGUAAUGUAUCCUUAUGAACCCAAUGAAGUUUGAGAUCUUCCUCAACACUGUUGUGACAAUUUCACUUCUUUUUCUGCAGUACUGUUGCACAUGUCAAAAGCAGAAUGAAGCUAGUGAAGCCAUCUAUAUAUCUCUACAAAGCCAAAUAAAAGUAAAGACAUAUAAUUGAAGACUUGAGAAACCCCAAACUCCUUGUGGUUUUGUAACCAAAAGGUUCCCCCAGAUCAAAGGAUAUAUAUUUGUCAAGCUUCUAAGCAAUCGAGAUUUAGCCAUCAGAAAAGAAAAAAAGGUACCUUUAUGUAUUCUUGUCUCUAGACUUCAAUAAGAAAGACAGUUCCACUGUCUCCCGUUUUGGAGGAACUGGUGCAUCUUAACAGGAUACAGCUCUAGUGCCAAUCAAGUAUCAUACAAAUCUAAGUGCUUGAGAAUCACUCUAAUUGGAAAUCUAGGGAGGUAGAUCGUGUGAAUUCUUGUAAGAUAAAUUAGAAAUGAACAUAUUGCUUCUGGUGCGUAUGCUAUUCAGCCGCCUCUCCUUUUCAAACAGGUCCACACAUUUAUGCUGCAUGACAUUGAGCGUGAUGAUAUUUCAAAAGCACAGUUCAGGUUUGACUUCAAACUCCAUUAUGGACUCUUUACUUAACAAGAAUCAGUAUUCUCAAAUAGUAGGUUUAUUUAGCACACACGUAGACAUAACCAACGUUAUCCAGUACUGAUUUGUUCUUGAUCAACGCAUUAACUUGCUUCUAGUUAAUUGAACUUAGAUGCAAUUCAGUAGUAUCUGGGCAUAAUGUGCAACUUCCAUUCUGAACAUGAAAAGCAUCUGCCGUACAUUAGGAAGUGCGAUAGGAUGUUUGUUGUUUUGUUCGAUAUCCAAAACGUGUCAUUUGAACGGCUGAUUGUUUUCAUCUUAAUAACCAAAACUGAGAAGUUAUGUUGGCCCUAUCAGGUACUACUUAUAAUAUAUUAUAAGCAUGUAUGUGAACAAUGUAAUUACUGUAAUAUAUGACACUUUGUUCAAGUUUGUACCGAUAGUUUAAGCCUUGGAUAUAUUGGUCAUUGGGGGUUAAUAUCAAAGAGAGAAAAAAACAACACAAAAAGACAGAUAGAGGGAGAUUCUGAUUUGCUGCAAAUUGGGACAUCUUGUCUCUUUCUUUAGUCUCCCUGAAACCUGUUAACUUUCUAGUUUUAUUGUCUCUAAAUUCUAAUGCUGGACAGGUUUGUGGUUAUAUCCCGAUAUCAUCUCAACCAUUGUCACCUUCCCAUAUCAACUGCUAGCAAAUUUUCGGCAAGCGUAGGGUUCCGUUUGGCAACUUUAUAUUUGUACGUUAUUAAGGAGUAGCCUGAACAUGAAACAGUGUUUGAUAAACGUUUAUGUUCUCAAAAAGCAAAAUCAGCUUAAGGUUUUGUAAAUGAUGGUUAUAAUUUGUAAACUUGAUCAUUUUAUGUUCAUGGUUUACAAAGAAAAACGAUAACUUCUUAAACUUUAUAACGGGUUUGAAGUUAUAAUCUACCAAAACACAAUAAAACUACGUCUAUUUGUUGGUAUUCUGUAUCUUCUCAUACUAAUUUCAUUAGCAACUUAUCAUUUGAUUUCACAGACAAUUUAUCACUAAUUUCAUAACCAUUUUGUAAUUUUUCAUCACCAGUUUAUUUUCAUUUUCAAUGCCAGUUAUAUUUUUCAUCAAUCAUCACCCAAUUUAUUACUUAUUACCAACUUAUCAUAAGAGGGAAUAGCCUCCUCAAUCCUCAUAUUGAAUCCAUUGGCCAUCUCACUUCCUUAUGCUCUCAAAUACAACAGACAUGAUCCCAUUAUAUUAAUCCAAAUAUAAAUGCUUUUGCAGGUACUAAAUUAAUCAAAUUUAUUGAUGAUGGGUCAUAAUUACUUUCUAGUUCAUGGAUUGUAUAACUUGAUCAUUUUUAUUACCCAAAUUAAGAUCUAACUAUAGUAAAUGCCUUUGACUUGCUUUUGCAUGGUGGGGGCUUCGGCAACAUCGGAAAUUUUAAUCCUCAUCAACAAUGACAAAAGCAAAAUGAUCAGAGACUUCACUAUCAUGGGUUAGUCUACCAAUGUGUACCUUUUCUAUAAGUUUAUUUGUUUAAGGAGGAUAUAUUGGUGUCAAGCUUUUGGAUCCUGUGGGCUGUGAAGACGUUAAUCUACACACAUUAUCAUAUUACUUGAUUUUUGGCAUUUUAAUAAACUAAUUAUUUUCAUUAACCGUUAAUUAAUAACUUUACUAGUUUACUUUUAUCGUCGUUACUACUUGUUGAUAUUAUUAUUUUUGUUAACUGCUUGCGCCAUGCCCUCUUCAUGGAAACAACAUUUUUAUCUUUUGGGAUAGUGGGCAUGUCCAUAUAAUUAUUUUCAUUGCUUGUGCAAUUCCUUUUUCAUGAAAACAACUGUUCUAUUAUUUGGGGUAGAUUGGGGUAGACCUAUAUGGAAUGAUACGGUGGCACGAGCCAUUGCUUCAUGGUUUCCUCGGAAAUUAAAAAAAUUACGUUUCUGAAGGAUGCCACCGUAUUGUUUUGUUGGGUGUCACCAUAUAGUUUUUGAAACUAAAAUGUUAGCAUAAGAUUUUAAUGGCUUAGAUAGUAAAUGCUCUCGCCUUUGUACAAAAAGCCCAGGUUCAAGUCCUACGGUUGUCUAAGUUGUUGCUUUUUGGCUUAAAUUUUGUUUUUUAUAUACCUCUUUGUGUUUUUAAAUAUAUAUGUAGACUGGAAUCCAAAAUGGGUCUUUUCUAUGUAAGGACAAGGAACCAACCAACAUAUCUAUAUCGAUAUUGUGGAAAAAGAAUUAGAUAAUUUUUUAUAGUCAAAUUAUACCAUCACUUGAAAAAAAAAAAUUGAGUCUGUCUCUAGAGACAGAGAACAUGUUUGUAUAUAUCUCACCCUUCCUAAGCCUGUUUUUAAUUGAGAUAUACUGAGUUUGUUUUGUUUAGUUUGAGUUUUGUUUAAUUCGAGUGAUAUAUGCAAAGUUCCAAAUGCCAAUCAUCUUUGCAUAUAUUUGACCUGGUCAAAUAAAAGUUAUAUAGCAGUCUUCUUAUAGUACUGUACUUAUUUCCGUAGCACAUUAGCAUAUCUUCGCUAGACAUUAGACAAACAUAUUCCAACAAAUGCUGACGAUCCUUACAAUACUUCUGCUUAUAAAUUAUAAUGGCAGCAUGUCUCCAACUCUUAUUUCUACUCAACUCUUUAUAUAUAUAUACAUACAUAUUAGACAGAACUUUAUUACAUAGCAAAAACAAGAAAACCAGAUUCUAAUAAUGAAAAUGUCGAGGAAGAGGAAGGAUGUUGCCGGAGAAGAGACAGGAAACAGUGGUAACGGUGAAACGGGCUGGGAUCAGGUGAUGAAUGGACCCACAGAUGGUGGGGCCUUUGUUGGUGGAGCUAUACGGGCUCGAAAAAGGUUCGUUGGGGUCCGCCAACGGCCCUCUGGAAGAUGGGUGGCCGAGAUAAAGGACACCAUACAGCAGAUAAGAGUAUGGUUAGGCACAUUUGAUACUGCUGAGGAAGCUGCUAGAGCUUAUGAUGAGGCCGCCUGUUUACUUCGUGGAGCCAAUACACGCACCAACUUUUGGCCGUGUAAUCCGUCCAACAAAUCUUCUGCUCUUUCAUCCAAGAUCACCAAUCUUCUCCUCCAAAGACUUAAAGCAAGAAAUGGUGCCAAUGUCUCCAAUGGUGCCUAUGGUGCAUCAAUGGCAAUAACACAUUCUUUCCCACAUCAUCAACAGUUUCAAGGGUCAACCCAAGUUCAAGAUUCUGAUUUUCACAAAUUUUUCCACGUUUCUGAUGCUAAUAGUGAUAAUACCACCAACUAUACUAGUGCUACUACUUAUACUAGUGAUUUUUGUAGUCCAAAUGUGAUUGAAAGGGAAGGUUUUGACUCAAAAGAUGGUUUUUUAGGUGAGAAUUUUAGAGGCGUUGAUCAUAGUUUAGUUGGAGAUGAGCCCAAAUUGGAGGGAAAUGAAGAGACUGACCUGGGGAUGCCAGAUUUACUAUUUGUUGACGAUAUUGGAUCGUCUAUGAACUAUUCUCCAUUCGAGAUUGCAGAAGAGAUAACAAAGCCAUUGGGAGAGGAAAACUACAAUGAGGAUUCAUCCAUGCUUACUGAAGCCAUGAAGAGAAUGAAGUUUGAGCGCAAUAUCUCCGCCUCUCUUUAUGCUUUCAACGGGAUAUCUGAAUGCCUGAGGAUGACAUUUGGAUCAGGAAACGAUUCGGAAAACAGAAAGCCUGAACAAUUAUCAAAUCUUGGUGCCAAAAAUGGCGAGAUUUGGGGGGAAACCGACGGAGAAAAUGGUUUAGCAAAUAAACCAUCCGAGAGCAAACAUAUUUUAACGAGUGUAGAAUCGUUUUCCUCUUCAAGUAGCAAGGAAGGUGAUGAAUCUUUCCUUUGGAGUUCUCUUGAUCUUCCCUCUCUAGACAUGUUCUUUAGUGGAUCAAAUUAGGAUCUUUCAGUUAAAUGAUCUUCUGACAGGUUAUUUUUAAAUCCAUGACAUUCUGACAGGUUUUGAAUGGAUGAUCAUGUCUAAAAACCUGUUACAAUAAGGUCAUGGAUUUAAAAGAACAUUUAUAAGGAGUCAUUCAGUUUAAUAACCUAUCAGAUUAAAAGAUCUAGAGUUAGUAUUGGCUUAAAGCUUCUAGCACCCUUUGAUAGGCUAAUAUUGAUAUAACUCAGCAACAAUACAACAGUGGUGUAAUGGUAUUCUUUAUUUCUUGACUUGAUAACAAUUAAUCUUCUUAAAAUAAAAUUUUGAUUUAUUUAGUAGUCAUCUUGUAACCUUAUUUAGCAUAUUUAAUAGAAACUACACCUGUUUGGCAUCUACCAUCAUGGUCAAGGAUUAUCCUCCCCAUAGUUGUUAAAAGCGGUUAUGAGGCGUGCCUAGGCUCAAGAUAUUGGGUUUUUUAAAGUCGGGGCUAUGUGUGUGUACGAGGCUUACUAAGGCGCUGAGCCUUGUGGGUCUGGGUGUGCCUUAUAAAAAGUUAUUAAAUACCUAGUCAAAAUCCUAAUAUGAAAUAAGUUGGGUGUAACUAUGUGUGUGUGUGUAUUGAUGAGAUGCGCCUUGCAUUCCUGAGGCCUGCAUCUCACGCCUAGGCCCCAGGACCCCUUUGUGUCUAGCGCAUCUUGAGCCUUUAACAACGUUGAUCCUGUCGGUUGAUUCAAUCCUGUCCUUUGUUUUCUGCACAUGAAAUUGCAAUCAUUGUUUUUCUUUUGGAUAUAACUAGGAAACUACACCAUGUGAAUAAAAGUUUUGUCGUCCAUUUAUUGAUACAUCUCUAAUAAUAUACAAAUACAAGUUUUGAACUCAUGAUUUUCAGGUUAUUUUGAGUAACUUUUUACCGGGGCAUGUGAAUCCUGCUAUCUUCAUCUUAAAUUGCCUUCGAUUUACCCAUUUGAACCAUCACCAGCUCAACAAGAAUAGCAAUGUUCAAAAAAUUGUCUUAUUGGGCUUUUUGCAGUUCAUGCUUCAUAGGUCAUGCUGCCUUUAGGACGGGCUUCCGUAUUCAAAAUUGGGCUUUUAGAGUUUGAUUUCGAAAUGUCAAUCCAGUCCUUCUGGCCCAAAAUUGUCCAUUCUCUAAAGGCUUAUUUGUUAGUAGUUUACUAUUGUAAUAGGAUCAAGAAUUAAUUUGGUCAGCUAA
Messenger RNA from Cynara cardunculus var. scolymus (artichoke), 8077 nucleotides. RefSeq names its product ethylene-responsive transcription factor RAP2-11-like. The coding region runs from base 5704 to 6885 and encodes 393 amino acids. The transcript has 2 exons. Gene Ontology annotation, molecular function: DNA binding; DNA-binding transcription factor activity. The record is from RefSeq and is a predicted model, not a curated record. Gene Ontology annotation, biological process: regulation of DNA-templated transcription. Lineage: Eukaryota; Viridiplantae; Streptophyta; Magnoliopsida; Asterales; Asteraceae.